AGAAGUUACUUCUUGUGGCAUUCGUCUAUGUUUCCUCACAUCGCCUAAACAUUCUCAAACCAAAUGAAAAUGUUUCUACUGAUGUUAGUAACAAUAUAUUUUGUGUAAUCUUUAUUGCUUUCCAUUCACUAGACCUUCUCCUUGUAAAGAAAGGAGAUAAAUUUUGUUGUCAACAUGGUUUUGUACAGAUUCUAUUAGCAAUGAUAAAUAAAUUUUGUUGACAUUAUGCUUCAAAUUCAGUGUUUUGGGUUCUCAAGCUUUCUAACUAGAUCAUUGUAUUAUUUUCAUAGUCUGCUCAGGUAAUUAAUGAUGCUUGCAGUUGGCAUGCACAGACUAUUAGAUUUCACAUAGUUAAAGUAACUAAGGAAAAAAAUGGGAAAUGUUCUAUUAUGCAGGAAGAAUAAUAGAACAGACUUUAUCUUCAUUGCAUCUUUUAUCUGCUGUCCUCUUGAUGCUUAUGUGAUCUGUUUCUACGGAAUGGUUAAUGUUGUUUGAUUUGUUAUCCUUUGCUUUUGGUUUAUUUGUUCUAUACAUUUUUAUUGGCUCUUAAACAUUUGUUUGGAGGAAGUAUUUUUUUCCUCAUGUGCUGUAGAUGAAGAACUAAAGAGAGGAGAAAAUAUGAUGUACUCAUUAGUUUUCACAAAAAUGUUUCUUGAAAAUUUCUCAGUUAUUAGGUCCAAGAAAUAAAAAAGCAGUCAGCAAUCAACUUAUGAAAGAUGUUCCUAACCUUUAUACACAGAAUAUUUUUUUGGCAGCAAAGCAGUGGAGCUCCUGUUUUCUGUUUCGAGUUUUAUAGCCAUGAUUUGAUUGGUUUUCAGCAAUCUCCAUCUAAGUGUUUGGAUAACUUCGAAGCUGCUUUCAAGAUCUCCAGAAAGACAUUCGAGUACAUAUGUUCACUUGUUAAAGAUGAUAUGAUGACAAAAUCUGCACAUUUUGUAUUUACAGAUGGUAAGCCAAUGUCUUUAUAUGAACAAGUAGCAGUGGCACUUAGAAGACUAGGAUCUGGUGAGUCACUGGUUACGAUUGGUGAUUCAUUUGGGGUAAACCAUUCAACUGUUUCACAAGUCACUUGGCGAUUUGUGGAAUCCAUGGAAGAAAGGGGUCUUCAUCAUCUGCAAUGGCCUUCAACAGAAGUGGAAAUGAAUGAAAUUAAAUCCAAAUUUGAGAAUAUACAAGGCCUCCCAAAUUGUUGUGGCGUAAUUGAUGUUACUCACAUUACAAUGUGUUUACCUGCAUCUGAACCUUCCUGCAAUGUGUGGCUUGAUCACAAGAAGAAUCAUAGCAUGGUCUUGCAAGCAAUAGUGGAUCCUGACAUGAGAUUCAGGGACAUAGUCACUGGCUGGCCGGGUAAAAUGCAAGACUGGUUGAUAUUUGAGAGCUCAAAUUUCAACAAACUUUGUGAAAAGGGUGAGAGAUUGAAUGGAAACAAAUUACAGCUCUACGAAGGAUCAGAAAUAAGAGAAUAUAUAAUUGGGGAUUCAGGCUAUCCUCUAUUGCCUUACCUUGUUGUCCCCUAUGAAGGGAAAGAACUCUCAGAACAAAAAGCACAAUUUAACAAACAGCAUUUGGCAACAAGGAUGGUGGCACAAAGAGCACUGGCAAGGUUGAAGGAGAUGUGGAAAAUCAUUCAUGGAAUGAUGUGGAGGCCCGACAAACAUCGUCUGCCAAGGAUUAUUCUGGUCUGCUGUGUUCUUCACAACAUUGUUAUUGAUUUGAAAGAUGAAUUGCAGGGUGAACUAUCUUUGUCUCAUGAUCAUGACUCAGGUUACCAUCAACUAGUUUGUGGAGCUGUUGAAGAGAAGGGACUUGCACUAAGAGACAGUUUGUCUCACUGCUUGAAUGGAAGAUUGUCAUCAUGAGUUAUUUGUGCAUGACUAGCUUUUGGUUGCUCAAUGAAUUUACUAAAAUAUGAAAGUUUCUAAGAAAACAUAUUGUAUGUUAUAGUUUCUCCUUCCCAAUUUGUAGACUGUAAAUAACUUGGAUGGUUGAUGCCAGGGUGAACAUUGCAAGGUUGCCAAAUUGUGAUUGAGGAUAAGGUGAGUGAGUGGUAAAUUCACAUCUGCAUUCUAAAUUGAGCAUAGUUCUUUUUACUAGAAUAAUAAAGGGAGUUGAUGUUUACUUUGCUA
Messenger RNA from Cajanus cajan (pigeon pea), 2126 nucleotides. NCBI's taxonomy places the organism in Eukaryota, Viridiplantae, Streptophyta, Magnoliopsida, Fabales, Fabaceae. The record is from RefSeq and is a predicted model, not a curated record.